AUGUCUCGGCCCACUCCGCUUAUCAAGUUUGAUGUCUGUAUCUACAAGAAGAAUGGCAUGCCCCAAGACGAAUUCAUGAAAUGGGCUACGACGGAGUACCCGGUCAAGGCUGCUCCUCUCAUCAAGAGGUACGGUAUCGUGAAAUGGACACAGACAAUCCAGCCUGCUGGGUUCAGAAAACCUCUUCGUGAUUCCCUUCAGAACAACAUGGGUAGAUCAGCCUGGACGGUACCUGAUUAUGAUCUGGUGACGACAUAUUGGCUUAAGAGUUUGGACGAUAUGCACGCCUUGACAAUGGAUCCUGAAUGGGCAGAGCUAGAGAAGGAUGCAUCUACUAAGAGUAACAUGUCGAUUGGCCAUUUUGUCGUUGGUCACGAGAUUAUUCACUUUGAGGGCAACAACAGCACUGCGGAUGCUUAA
Messenger RNA from Pestalotiopsis fici W106-1, 420 nucleotides. RefSeq lists its product as uncharacterized. Bases 1 to 420 code for a protein of 139 amino acids. Gene Ontology annotation, molecular function: oxidoreductase activity. The record is from RefSeq and is a predicted model, not a curated record. The transcript has 2 exons. NCBI's taxonomy places the organism in Eukaryota, Fungi, Ascomycota, Sordariomycetes, Amphisphaeriales, Sporocadaceae.